AUGGCAGAUUCGAGUGAGACCAAGCCGGUUACGGCGCCUGUUGUCGAUGACACAUCCAACACAACCACAGCUGAGGGCAGUGCAGAGCCAAAGCAAGAGUCACACAGCGACCGCAAGCGCAAGCGAUUCCAAGACGACGGACUCAAAUUUGGUCGCGGUGGUAAGAAGAGAGAUAUGGGCAGGAACGCGUGGUCACGCGAACAGCCCGAUCGAAGAGCUCGCAACGACGAAGAAAAGAAGAAGCCGCGUCCUGAAAACUCAGUCCUUCCUGCACCCUUCGCCCAGGAUGAGAUUGCCGCAGAAGAGCGCAAACCAAAGCGCAAGGUUGCCGUCUUGAUUGGUUACAGUGGUACUGGCUAUAAGGGCAUGCAAAUCAACACAACCGAGAAGACGAUCGAAGGUGAUCUGUUCACGGCCUUUGUCAAAGCUGGUGCCAUCUCAAAGGCCAACGCUGAUGAUCCCAAGAAGUCGGCACUUGUCAGAUGCGCUCGUACCGACAAGGGUGUUCACGCUGCAGGCAACAUGAUCUCGCUUAAGUUGAUUGUCGAGGACCCCAAUAUCGUCCAAAAGAUCAACUCACACCUUUCACCACAAAUCAGAGUCUGGGGAAUUGAAAGAACAAUCGGCAGUUUCAGCUGCUACCAAGUCUGUGAUAGUCGUUGGUACGAAUACUUGAUUCCUUCACACGCCUUCUUGCCUCCACACCCGAGCAGUUGGAUGGCAAGAAAUCUGGAGGAGGCUGCGGAUGAGGCUGGUGACCGUGAAGGUUAUGAAUCUCGCCAGGCUGAGGUCAAGGACUUCUGGAAGACUGUUGAAGAGCGCGAUAUCAAGCCUAUUGUGGACGCAUUGGACGACGACAUUCGCGAUUUGGUCCUACAAGCCAUUCACGAGCCUUCCGAUUUCAAUCCUGAUGGAGAACAACAAGACAAGCAGGAAGAGCAGGUCAAGCAGACUGCCGAUGUCAACACAUCAGCACCAGCAGAUGCCGAGGCCAAGCCUGAAGCUGCUGCCGAGACUGCUGGUACAACCGAUACUCCCAUGCCUGAUGAGCCUGCCACUCUCGAGUCGACAAACAUCCCCACAGAACAGAAGAAGCGUAUUGAAGCUGCUGUUAAGCAACUCAAGAUCGCCUACAACACUGCCCGUCGUGCAUAUCGCAUCCCGGACGAGCGCAUUGCUCGCGUACAAGCCGCCUUGGACUGCUACGUUGGCACACGCAACUACCACAACUUCACCAUCCAAAAGACAUUCAAGGAUCCCUCAGCUAAGCGCAACAUCAAGUCCUUUGUCUGCAACCCAAAGCCUAUCAUCAUCAAUGGAACCGAAUGGUUGUCCCUCAAGGUCCAUGGUCAAUCUUUCAUGAUGCAUCAGAUCCGCAAGAUGGUUGGUAUGGUCGCCUUGACUAUUCGUUGCGGCUGUCCUAUCGAGCGCAUCGUCGAAGCCCAGGGCGACCAGAAGAUCAGCAUUCCCAAGGUUCCUGGAUUGGGAUUGUUGCUUGAGCGUCCUGUGUUCGACAGCUACAACGAGAUUCAAGCUGUCAAACACGAUAAGGAGAAGCUUGACUUUGGCAAAUACGAGAAGGAACUUGAGGAAUUCAAGCAAAGGGAGAUUUAUCAAAGAAUCUUUGCCGAGGAGGAGAGAGAUAACACAUUCCACCUCUUCUUCAACCAGAUCGACAACUACAAGGAGCGCCACUUCUUGUACCUGACGUCAAAGGGUCUGGAGGCUAUCAAGGGCGCUGGCAAGCUAGAUGAGCAGCGAGCAGCCAAGUCGAAGAACGAUGGUGCUGAUGCUAUGGAGAUGCAGUAG
Molecule: messenger RNA, 1809 nt
Organism: Aureobasidium melanogenum CBS 110374
Lineage: Eukaryota; Fungi; Ascomycota; Dothideomycetes; Dothideales; Saccotheciaceae
Product: pseudouridine synthase
Exons: 3
Coding region: 1-1809 (602 amino acids)
Biological process (GO): tRNA pseudouridine synthesis; mRNA pseudouridine synthesis
Cellular component (GO): nucleus
Molecular function (GO): pseudouridine synthase activity; RNA binding
Source: RefSeq, a predicted model, not a curated record